ACCAGUCCAGAGAAGGCGCUGUUUGGACAGCCUCUGACCCUGUGCCCCCACCUGCAUUACCGAGCAAAUAUUUGUCCGAGUCUGAACAAAGUUAGCAUUUCUAAAGAACCUUUGAAAAAUAUUACAGAGCUGUUGCUGUUUUCCCCACUCUGCUCCUUGAAUUGGCUUCUGCAGAGAGAUUUGUCAUCUGGUCAAAACACUCGCCGCAUUCAGAAGGUGAGAGGAUGAAGCACCUGGCUUGUCUCCUCCUGUUCCUUGCUUCAGAAAUAUGGAGUUUCGACUUAAUCGUGGAAGAAAAUCCAGAGGAUCUGGAAAGCUGGUUUGACUGGGAGGUGAACGGAUUCUUUUCGAGAUCCACUCCGCGGAAUGGCAGGUACCAGAGAAGCACACCCAGCAACGAUGACUCCGGAGAAUCGGUUACGGGCGAGGACAACAUAAUCCUCCACAGCUACAAGGUCAAGUCCACCAUCACAUCGCGCCUGGCCAACACGAUGGUUCAGAGCAGAGUGGAAAACGGCGCCAGGCACCCUCAGAACCUGGUCUUCGACGUGCAGAUCCCCAAAGGGGCCUUCAUCCACAAUUUCACCAUGAAUGUCAACGGCAUCACAUUCACAAGUUCGGUUAAGGAGAAAUCUUCAGCCAGAAGCCAGUACGCGCAAGCCAGAGCCAAAGGCAAAGCUGCUGGGAUACUCAGGAGCAAUGACCUUGACAUGGAGAACUUCAAAGCUGAACUGAAUGUCCCAGGAGGAACCAAAGUGCAGUUUGAAAUUCAUUACCAGCAGCCAAUCCGGAGGAAAUUGUCCACUUACGAGCACGUUGUCCCUCUGCAGCCGGGCAGGCUGGCCAAACAACUGGAGGUGGACAUUCGCAUUAUCGAACCCCAGGGAAUUAACUUCGUCCACAUUCCCAACGCGCUUGGUGAGCAUUUUGCAGGGAUUGCUACCAUCUCCAAAGGAGAGAAAAAGGCACACAUCUCCUUCAAGCCCACGGUGGCCCAGCAACGCAAGUGCUCCAACUGCUCCUUGACUGCAGUCGAGGGCAAUUUUGUGGUGACGUAUGACGUGAACAGAGAUCGCAAAGCUGGGGAACUGGAGAUCUUCAAUGGCUAUUUUAUCCAUUACUUUGCUCCUGAAAAUCUGGACCCUCUCCCGAAAAACAUUCUCUUUGUUAUCGACGUCAGCGGCUCGAUGUGGGGAUUGAAGAUGAGACAGACGGUGGAAGCCAUGAAGACCAUCCUGGGAGACCUGCGCUCCGAUGACAAGUUCUCCAUCCUCGACUUCAACCAUAACGUCCGGUGCUGGAGGGAUAGCUUGGUGGAGGCCUCCAGAAUGCAGACAGACGCCGCCAAGAAGUACAUUGAGGGAAUCCAUCCCAAUGGAGGCACAAAUAUCAAUGAUGCUCUUCUCCGUGCAAUCUUUAUUUUAAAUGAAGCCAACAAAUUUGGCAUGCUGGAUCCGAACUCUGUAUCCAUGAUUGUCCUGGUGUCCGAUGGAGAUCCUACUGUUGGCGAACUGAAGCUGCCGACAAUUCAGAAGAACGUGAAGAAGCAUAUUCAAGAUGACAUCUCUUUGUUCUGUCUUGGGAUUGGAUUUGACGUGGAUUAUGAUUUCCUGAAGAGACUGGCCCAUGAAAACAAUGGCAUGGCACAACGAAUUUUUGGGAAUCAGGAGACCUCUUCUCAGAUGAAGAAAUUCUACAACCAGGUCUCUACGCCGCUGCUCAAAAAACUGGAGUUCAACUACCCCCAGGGUCUGGUGUCCGACGUGACGCACAACACCUUCCAGAACUAUUUCGGUGGGUCAGAGAUUGUGGUAGCCGGGAAGGUGGACACUGUGAAUGUACAACACUUACAGAGUGUGAUCACAGCCACUGCCUCCAAUGCUCAGUUAGUCUUGGAGACCUUGGAAGAUGUCGAGGGACUGGAUGAAUUCCUGAACAACGAUAUUCACGCCGACCCCAAAUUCACUGAAAAGUUGUGGGCCUACAUUACCAUCAAUCAACUUAUGGCUGAGAGGAACUUGGCUCCAACAGCUGCCCUGAAGAGGAACAUCACAAAGUCCAUCUUGCAGAUGUCCCUGGACCAUCACAUCGUGACUCCCUACACGGCCAUGUUGAUUGAAAGCCCAGACGGAGAAGAGCUGAUGCUGGCGGACUCACCGCAAGACCGCAAAAGGGCUUGCUGCCCAGGUGUUUUAACCAUCGGCCAGCCGAAACCUGACAAUUCCAUCCCCUCUUGGGCCAAAACCACCCCCAAAACGAAGGAUACCUUAUCUCUUCUCAUGGGUCCCACGGCAGCAGCUGUGCACGAGGGAUCCUUAGUAAUUGGCCAAGCACCAACUGGCAAUCCCGUCCCAUCUUGGGUGAAGCCCACCGCAAAAACAGGGGGUCCUUUAGCUGCCGUCAUUGGUCCAACUUUGUCUACCGUGCGUGCAGGACCUUUAAUUUUAGGGCAAUCCAGGCCUGAUAAUUCCACAUCCUUGGGUAAGGCUGCAAAGAACCCAGCAGGCAGUAACCGCAUACAUUCAGUGGACAACGAUCCUCAUUUUAUCAUCAAUUUACCAAGGCAACAGAAGAACAUCUGCUUCAAUAUAGAUUCUGAGCCUGGCACAAUCCUGAAUUUAAUUUCAGAUGCUGCAUCUGGAAUUGUUGUCAACGGGCAGCUCGUGGGGGCCAAGAAGAGGGUGAACAAUAAACUGAGCACCUACUUUGGCAAGAUCGGGUUUUAUUUUGAAGACAGACGCCUGAAGGUCGAGGUCAGCACGGAUGCCAUCACCCUGAAGGAUGGCCUCUCCAGCACGUCUCUCUCCUGGUCUGAUACCGGAAGCCUCAUUCGGAGGAGAUUGCGCAUCUCUGUGGCAAAAGAGAGCAACGUCACCCUCACCGUUGACGGGGACUCGUCCUUCAUGGUUUUGCUUCACCGUGUGUGGAAGAAGCAUCCUGCCCAUGUUGACUUCCUGGGUCUCUAUAUUCCGCCUACAAACAACUUCUCAGCGGCUGCCCAUGGCCUCAUCGGUCAGUUCAUGCGCGAACCAGAUGUGCGCGUCUACAACGAACGGCCUGGCCGAGUCCCAGGGAAAUCAGAAGCCACCAUGGACGUCAAGGGCCACAAACUCACGGUCACCAGAGGGCUGCAAAAGGACUACCGCUUGGAUCGCGUGUUUGGAACCAACGUUCAGUGCUGGUUUGUGCACAAUAAUGGGAAAGGUUUCCUUGACGGCUCCUACAGUGACUACUUCGUCCCCACUUUGUACAGCUACCUGAAGCGUCUUUGAUGGGAUCGGGUGCAACCUGGGGUAAGAAACAACCUGCUUCUAACUGGCCAAGGCCUCGAUUCAGUUUCCACAGCAACACACUGGCGAACCUGUCUUUUCUGGUGGCCGACCUUUUCCAAGAGAAAAACAUCGGGAGGUGAUCUACGGCCUGCCAACUAUUUUUUCCUGAAGGUGACAAAGUUCUCCACUCACAUCUGGGAUCCUUGAUGACUAUUCUUGAUGCUGCUGACAGGGCCACCAAGUUUGGAAGGAAGCCCAGAUAAGGUCGGCUGCUGAACACUGGACGUUCACUCUCCUGACAGGACAAAAUCCUAUUUUCAAGCGGAAUAAAAGGCCCUUUGCUAGGA
This is a messenger RNA of Varanus komodoensis (Komodo dragon), 3619 nucleotides long. RefSeq names its product inter-alpha-trypsin inhibitor heavy chain 2 (gene ITIH2). Bases 225 to 3272 code for a protein of 1015 amino acids. Gene Ontology annotation, biological process: hyaluronan metabolic process. Gene Ontology annotation, molecular function: serine-type endopeptidase inhibitor activity. The transcript is spliced from 23 exons. The record is from RefSeq and is a predicted model, not a curated record. NCBI's taxonomy places the organism in Eukaryota, Metazoa, Chordata, Lepidosauria, Squamata, Varanidae.